AUGGCAAGAACCCUCAAGUUUGAAGCUGGCCGUGCAUUUGCAGGCCAAGAAGGAGAGAGACCGCUGGACCUGUUCUUCGACUACCGCGAAACCAUCGAGGACAUCAAAAUGCCAGAGUCUAUGAUCAACCCGUACACCAUCACGAUCAAGUCGUUAAGACAGGCCGCCCAAGACUUCAGUGCUAAAGCGCCUAAAGCAAGAUUCGCCCUCCUCCGCCUCUGGUCCGCACCGCAUUUCUACCCGUUCAUGAUGGGCCUCAACAACAGGGACCUCACUAUCUUCCGCGACGGUAUCGGACGCAUGUGGGUCUGGAAGUUUAUGUGUAAAGAUAUGGCGUAUUCGGAGUACAGUGUACACAAAAACAUGACCGCGAGGCUGGAACAGAUGCAGCGCCAACUUGGAUCAGACAGCCACAAGUUCCAAGUACGGAAGGACGUCGUGCUCGUUAUGGGUAGAGAUGAAGACGAGUUGUUGAAACUUGCGGCGGCCGCGACUUUCAGUGUUCAGACCCAGCCGUGGAGACUCGAGAUCGAUUUCUGGAAGAGCUUUGUCAAUGUCGAUGUCAAGUUCCUUGACGGCCUGCAGGACGAAUGGUGGGCUUGA
Molecule: messenger RNA, 603 nt
Organism: Exophiala bonariae
Lineage: Eukaryota; Fungi; Ascomycota; Eurotiomycetes; Chaetothyriales; Herpotrichiellaceae
Exons: 3
Coding region: 1-603 (200 amino acids)
Source: RefSeq, a predicted model, not a curated record